This is a messenger RNA of Dichomitus squalens LYAD-421 SS1, 1310 nucleotides long. RefSeq lists its product as uncharacterized. The coding region runs from base 400 to 1173 and encodes 257 amino acids. NCBI's taxonomy places the organism in Eukaryota, Fungi, Basidiomycota, Agaricomycetes, Polyporales, Polyporaceae. The record is from RefSeq and is a predicted model, not a curated record. The transcript is spliced from 3 exons.
GGAACGGUGUAGAAUUGCCGGUUCGAGCAGACGUUCCCGAUUCGAGCAGGUCCGUCCCCGGAGACCGAACGCUGCCGCCUCUUUUCCUCGCAGCUGGGAGGACUCCCGGCUUGCCUUCCUCCCGCCUGCCAGUCCGCUUUUCCACGACUCUUCUCCCCGAUAUACCGGCACAGCUGGGACACUGACAAAGCCCAUCCGGGGUGGGAACGCGUGCUAUGGGUGGCGGUUGCGUACGUGCGUGCCUGGCGAAGGCGUGCGCAGUCCGGGAAGAUGGACAUGCUAAGUGUCUAUCGCACCUCCCUGCCUCUCUAUCAUCCAUGUGCUCGCAGCUUGGGACCAUCAUCGGCGUCGCCGUUCGUCGUCGCCCUCUGCAUGCAAGUCCUAUCUUCUCGAUAGGCUAUGAGCCGGUCCCGGAGCCCGUUCGUACUUCGUUGUGGGGAGCCCUCCAGCCGGUAUUCGACUAGAAACCCGAAGAUGUAUGGCAGCCAUGCGAGCGAGGUCUUGAGAUCGGCUUCUGCUCUUGAUCUGAAGAGGUCGCCUCCUCCGACAGGCAAGACUAACACGAGGUGGUCGUACGAGCACUUUGGCGCUGCUGCGGAUACCAGCUCGAUCUGGGUGAUCGAACACAUUGUCCUCGGAGGAGCAACACACGCAUGCCCGGACAAGGUCUCAUGCCUGAACGACUGCGGUGAGGUCUGUUUCUUCCAAGGCACUGCCGCUCUGCCAAGCCCACCUAACGCCUUCGCGGAGGAGGGAGACAUCAUCCCGAGUGACAUUGUGGGCUCUCGAGGGGAACGUCGAUCCAAAAGAGGCUUGAGCCUUGCCGCCUUUGUCUCCUGGAGAACAGGUGCAAUCUGGGGUGCUUCGCCGUCGAGCUGUCAAGCCUGGUACACACGUUUGUCGCAAGUCAGCCUGGUAGCUGCGCUGAACGCCCUCACUAGGCUUAAGUCCCCUGUCAAUCUGUCUACGGAAGGAGGGAACCUCGAGACUCCGCUUGCCGGGUACUGUCUACGUGAUGAUCCAGAAGACCAAGAGACCAAGCUUUGUCACCCAUCAAUCGAUUCCUCGAUGCCUCGACUCCCUCGCUCACAUGUAACACUCCCUCCAGCUGUCAUUGAGGGUAAUUUGCCACCCUUUUAUGACAGCCAUUCUAUUGUCGAUGACGUAGCAUGAGGGCGACGAAGGAUACAGAUUCUCUCAGGCUCGUCCCGACGCCUCGGCUGCGAUUGGGGCAUUGUAGAACUCAAAGUAUAUAGCCUAGCGAAAGGGCUCGAGGAAUCACAAGUGGACGGCGCGAGUAACGUACGCGA